AUGGUCAUAAACCUCUCUAAUAAAUCCAUAGGCCAUUGUUAUAAUGUUGCAGACGCGGUGGAAGAGUGUGACACCCUUAUCGCGGACUGCUUUAACUACGGUUAUGGUUGCGCAAGUACAGAAUGUGCUCACACAGACGAAGUGAAACCACCCAGAAGAUGCGAAUCGGCUAAUGUGUCACUAAAAAGGUCUAACAGCAGGGUAAAUAUCGCAAGGCUACUUCGUACCCAUGGGCUGCUUGCCCUGAUGGUUUUGACCAUGGUCACUGGUGUUGUUGAAGCCCAUAGUUCCCCUUCGACUGCUCAAGGCAACUUUGGUGAUUUCGUUGCGAUCUGUCUUUAUGUUGCUUGUUCUGCUGCCGGUGUUCUCGUUGGUUCUUCACUAAUCUUCAGUUAUAUCAAUGAGGGUAAUAGCGUCAUCGACAACGAUGUGGUGAGAACAGUGGGUUGUACUCUUUUUGUUUUAGCCAUUGUUGGUUUGUGUGCUAGUGCUAUCCUUGCCGCAGCUCGUCAACUGGGAUGUGGCAAGUUUGAGAGGUGUUGUCACCUUGCUCUUCAAACUUCCGUCGGUGUACUUGUUAAUGCAACUUUGAUAAGUUUGGGUCUUUGUUUCGUCCUUAUAUGUGAAAAUUUUACCAGUGAUGGUGGUAUCCCAAGCGCAGACAAGGUUGUGGUAAUGGCUAUAGAUGUUGUGCUUGGUGUUAAAUCGCUCAUUAUUUUAGUGGUCACUGGUGGUCUGCUCGGAGCUGUGAUCAAACCGAACCACUGCGAUGAUAAAAUGAUCAUAUUUUUCGCGUUUACGAUUUUAAUUCAAUCGUUGAUCGAGUUGGCUAUGGGCAAUAUUCUUGGUGGCGGCUGCGUUGCUUUCUUUCAUGGUAAAUGCGCUGAAUUAAUUGACUAUGGUACAUUUUCGCUGCUUGCCCAGGUUUUAGGAUGCAUGACAAUCGCUUCGGUAGCUUCCAGCAUGCUUAUUGAUUAUGUUCGGAUAGGAUCAAAUGUCUCACUCCUUGUUGCCGCAACUGUCGGCAUCAAAGCCGUACUGCUAGACCACUUGAACUUCUUGCGGGUUGUCAGCAUUUUGAUUUGUAUUCUGAUCAUUUCUAGUUUGGUGACCCUUGGUGUAUUAAUCGGAGCAACAAUCGUUAAAGGUGAUGGACAUGGUCAGCAUUCGGCUAGAGGAGGGUGCAGUUCGAGCCCCGGAGGUGGAGGCCAUGAACACGAACACCACGGUAAAGGUCACAGUCAUGGCAACGGGCAUGGUCAUCAUCACGGUGACGAGCAAGGACAAUCUCAAGGUAGGUCUAACCAAUCGGCGCCAUCAGGCAGUAAUGGCGCAGGUGGAGGCCACACGGAUCAUGAACACGUAGAUAAGGGGCCUCCAAUACACAUAGCAAUCAACAGUAGCGGUGCUGUCAUGUUCGCUGUGUCUGUGACUAGUUGGUUCGCGUACAAGUUCAUUUAUGAAAACUUUGUUCCUAUAGCCAGCUUUGAACUCAGCGACCUCCUCGACGAACUAAUAUCUUAG
Babesia sp. Xinjiang is the source of this 1524-nucleotide messenger RNA. RefSeq lists its product as uncharacterized. The transcript has a single exon. The record is from RefSeq and is a predicted model, not a curated record. NCBI's taxonomy places the organism in Eukaryota, Apicomplexa, Aconoidasida, Piroplasmida, Babesiidae. Bases 1 to 1524 code for a protein of 507 amino acids.